Messenger RNA from Musa acuminata AAA Group (dessert banana), 1672 nucleotides. RefSeq lists its product as uncharacterized. Lineage: Eukaryota; Viridiplantae; Streptophyta; Magnoliopsida; Zingiberales; Musaceae. The record is from RefSeq and is a predicted model, not a curated record. Bases 138 to 1289 code for a protein of 383 amino acids. The transcript has 3 exons.
CGAGAAAAAGGGAAACAAAAAGAGCUCCUCUUUAUUAUUUGGUCUUUUGAGUGCGGUGUCGCUGAAGGCUUCUAAUUUCGCACCCCCUUCUCACUCCUCAUCCAUCCAUCUCCCUUUCUCUCCCAAUCUCGUGCACCAUGAGGAUCCGUAAAAGACCCUCCUCCUCCACCUGCUUCUCCGUCCCUUCUCUCGCCCCUCUUCGUGUCUCCCAAGAUCCAUCCCUCCAAGACCACCCACCGAAUAGUAGUACAGGAGGACCUGUGGGAGAAAGGUUGCACCCGGUUGCGGAUCUGCCGCUAGACCCCCAUGAGUUGGGGGAGAAUCCAAACCGUGGAAGAUCUGUUGUGGAUCCUUUCCAUUCAGAUCCAUAUCCAGAUGCUAAGGCCCCAAGCAGCAGCGGCAGUGUGCAGGUGCCCAAGGAGGUGGAGGAAGAGGAGGAGGUGAUGGUGGAUUCCAGCGAGAGGUGGUUUGCCCAGGCCAAUGGCAGCAAUAGGACGAGUGUCAGCACAGGUGCAGUAGCGUCAGAAGCGGCGCAGCUUGGGGAGACGGUAUCGCCACAGAAGAACACGAGAGGAGGGGACGAAAACGGAAAUGGGGACGGAGGAUUUGAAGGCAAGCUGAGGGAGAAAGAGAAAAAGGUCAAGGCGAAGGCAAGAGAAAGCUCUGGUCCUGCUUCAGCGAACAAUAAUUGCACCAGUGUUAAGGAUAGUGAUAAGGAAGGGUGCGAUGGUGGGGCAGCAGUGGUGAGAGCUGGGCAUGGGACAAAUGUUAACGGGAAGAGGCGGAGGAGCCCGGCGGUGCUGAUGGAGGGAUCACGGUGCAGCCGCGUCAAUGGAAGGGGGUGGCGGUGCUGCCAGCAGACCCUCGUCGGGUACUCCCUUUGCGAGCACCAUCUCGGGAAAGGAAGGCUCAGGAGCAUGAGCAGUGUCAGGGGGCAGUUGGGUACCAGCAAGCCCAAAUGGAGUAUCGAUAUCAGGAAUAGUAGUGUUGUGCCGCUAACUUCACCGCAGAAGCUGGAGGAAGAAGAGAGAAAGCCAAGGAAGCAACCUGCCAUUGCUUUUGACACUGGGGUGGACAACAUAAAGGAAGAGGAGGAGGAGGAGGAGGAGGAGGAGGAGGAGGAGAAGUCAAGGACGAAAAGGAAGAAGACAGGAAUGGUGAAAGCUCGAUCGAUCAGCAGUUUGCUGGACAACACAAAUCAUCCUGUGUUGUCGUCGUCACCACCGCAGGCGCCGGAAGUUGCAUCGUUGCCACCAUGUCAUGGCAGUGAGGCCAGAAGCGUGAGUUAAAGCGAUGGUUUGGGAGAUAGCUUUGACGGUGCAAGUUUUUAGUGCCACCAUAUCAUGCAACCACUGUUACACUUCCUCCCCCUCCCUCGCAAAAUUGCCGUCUAACUGUUGCAAGCGUGACAAUUAUUGGUUCUCCUGCCAGUGCUACUGAUUAUAAUUUAGUGAAGAGAUGGCACGUUAUGACAAGAGAUGUGAAGACUAAGCAUCCAUGUUAGCUGAUACAAGAGGGUGAGGUGGGUGGAGGAAGCUCUGGCUUUCUGAUAGGGAGCAGCCUUGUAGUUCUGGGCGUAGCUGUUGCGGUGUAUCUUUUACAGUAUUUUUUUUACUUGAAUCUGUGACUUGGAAAUUUUCUUUUGCAGACCGAAUCUGUCAUGCCUGUUUUA